This is a messenger RNA of Cavenderia fasciculata, 4146 nucleotides long. RefSeq lists its product as uncharacterized. The transcript has 7 exons. The record is from RefSeq and is a predicted model, not a curated record. Gene Ontology annotation, biological process: RNA processing. NCBI's taxonomy places the organism in Eukaryota, Evosea, Eumycetozoa, Acytosteliales, Cavenderiaceae. Bases 1 to 4146 code for a protein of 1381 amino acids.
AUGUCUUCUAGGAGAUCAUCCAAGUCAAAGACAUCAACAGAUUCAUCUGGUAGUCUUAAUAGACUAUUAAACUUUUCCAAAUCUGUUGAAAAAGGCAUCCAUGGAGUAUUAUAUGCAAUGACAAAGAAUAAUACUUUUCCAAAGGCAUUAACUAUCAUUGCUGUCAUUAUUGAAUUUAUUCAAUUAAUAUCAUUUGGAUUUAAGAAAGUAUUUCCUUGGGGUGGAGAUUUAGGAUAUUAUUUAAAAAGAAUUGUAUCACCAAUAUCACAUCCAGCAGAUGUAUUGGCAUAUCAAGGAUUUACAGUAUUGUUUUGGGUAGCCAUUGCCUUUAUGGUACUUGGUUUUGUCAACAUUUGGUAUGUUGCCUAUACAUUCUAUCAAGGAAAGAUUGCCAACAUUUGGAUCAUUCGAACUCUAAGAUGGUUUGUUUCAUUCACUGUCGCCGUUCUCUACAUUCCUCUUAUCUCGUUGUUCCUCAUUGGUCUCAAUUGUGCCUACGAUUCAGAGAAUGGUGGUUACUAUCUCACUCGUUUCUCCUCUCAAGAUGUACUUUGCUACGGACCAGAAAACAUCCCAAUCACCAUUUUCUCCAUUUGCUUUAUCAUUCUCUUCACGAUUGUUGCAGUUUGUUCAAGUUUAACUUAUUAUGAAUUUGAUACUUCAGUUCGUGAUAGAUUUGCUAAACCUCAUGCUAGAUUUGAUUUAACUAUUUUACUUGCCAAGACAGUAUUUGCAUUCUUUUUCGAAUUACUUCGUGAUUAUCCAUGGUUGUUGGCGAUAGUUUUCUUCCUUGGUUUGAUUUGGUUAUCUUUUGGUUCAAUUGUUUUCCUUCCUUAUAAUAAUCAAAGAUUAAAUCAAAUUAAAUCAGGAUUAUAUACAGUUAUUUUUUGGGUAUCAUUUUGUACUAUUCUAACAAUGAUUAUAAAUGAUUUGGAAAAUGCUGCCACAAGUUAUUUGGUUGUUUCAGGUUUAGUUCCAUCAUUUUUCCUUGGUUUCUUUUUAAACAAAUUCUUUUAUAGAUUUUUACAUAAACAAUUAAAACAUUUAACAAAUGUAUCACCACAAACAUCCGUACAAACAAUGGAAGUUAUUAAUAAUUUAAACAAAGCUAGUCAAGAUGAUACUACUGGAAAGGGAGUUACUUUUGAGGAACCUGUAACGUUGGGUAGCAAGAGACAAAUUAAAUUCCCGUUUUUUGAACGUUGGUAUGCCAUGCCAUUCUUUAUCGAGAUUAUGACACGUCGUGUACUCCGUGGUAAUCGUGAUCAGGCGGCUAUUGAUCGUGCCAAUCUAUUGUUCCAGUGUGGUCUGCAGUACUACCCCAAUUCAUCGCUUCUCUGGAUGGCCUAUGCCAACUAUCUCUUCACCGUUCGUCAAGAUCGUCAUGUUGGCUAUGCAUCGUUGGAAAAGUUGCGUCGUAUGAACCCACCAUUUGACAUUCGAUUCUUUAUCUUUCAACGUGAUAAGGAACGUGAACAAAUGAUGGACUCUGAUCUGCGUGGUCCCAGUGGCAAGAUUCAAGAUUUUGUGACGUACAUGGAGUUUAAAAAGUUGUAUCUUGGUGCUCGUCGCUCGCAUCAGUCUUGUCUCAGCUACAUCAACCGUUUCUGGAGACAUUUGUUACACGAGACUAUCGAUCUCAAUCAGCUGUCGACGCUGUCGGGCAAGAUUGCUACGACCGAGACCAAGGCAACCGAGCAGUACGAACGUCUCCUUGGACUCAACCCCAACUCGGUCAGAGUGAUUCGUGACUAUGCUCAGUUUGUCGAAGAGGUGGUUAGAGACCGCGACUUUGCCUUCAAGUUGCGCAAGAAAGCCGAUACCAUCGAAGACAACAUGUCCAAGAGUCUGUCGAUCGAACAUAUCCGUCAAAACGACAACAACAGUAUUCCAUCGGACGAGGACCGCGACAUGAUCGAGGGAAGCGGUGGUAUCCAAAUGGAACGUAUUGGUGUGACGAUUGAUGGCCACCACGGCCCCAUUGGCAAGGCAGUUGCCCAUACCGAGUCGUCGCAAGACCGCAGUAAAUCGGGUGAUGGGUCGAGUGAGACUAGCUCAUCGUACCACAGUCGUUCCAACUAUGCCGCCUAUCAACAAAGUAACUCUAUCUCUCGUCUCUCAUGGUUGAUGAUCUUUACCACACUUGCCACCGUCGUCUUUGCCAUCGUUGUCUUGGUUGUACUCCGUAACCAGAUGAUCGCCCAACGUAAUGCAUUCCAGGGUGUCUUGUCACUCGGCAGUCUUGGAAACGAGUGUGUUCAACUGUCUGACAAUUUCAUCCUCAUGAACCAAUACGCCAUCGCCAAUGAAACCGAUCUCUACGCUGCCCUCCAGUCCGAGAAUGAACGUCGACUCAAUAUCAUGGAAAACAUUCAUCACGCCAUCUAUUACGGUGAAAAGAGUCCACAAGCCUAUGUCAACGAUGCUAUGGCCACUCUCAAACAUGAAGCUGGUAUAGGAGGUGUCUAUGAUAUUGGAACGGUUGUCUUUGAAUACUCGCAAUUCAAUAAGACCAAUCCUGCCAACUCUGCCCUGCUCCGAUCCGUCUACAACAAGCCAAUCAUCCAAAUGCAGAUGCUUAUCGAGACCAAGCUCGACGAACACGAGAUACACUAUGCCAGUCAACCAUUCAAUGUUUGGAAGGCCGGUAACAUGUAUGUUGACAGUUCACGUGUCAUCAACCAACUCACCAUCGACGAGUUUGCCCUUGCCUUUAACAAUACCGAGUUCAAGUUUGUCACCAAGAAUACUCAAACCUUGUCCGACUCUUUCCUCCUCGUCCAACAAGCAUACAUUGGUACUAUCCUCUUGUCGGCCAAUGACAAUGCAUCCAACAUUCUCUAUAUUUGGAUAGCCAUCUUUGGUCUGCUCUUUAUCCUUGCCGUCACAUUGUUCCGUCCAAUAGUUAGUCGUAUCUCGAGAGAGAAAAUCAGAACACUUGUACUCUUUUCUCUUGCUCCCCAUGACCUCGUCAUCAAAAUGGCCACUAAAAAGGUUAAACUAUCAAACCUUGAGAGUGGAUCAGAUCGUGACAUUCAAUUUGAUACUUCAGACGAUGAAGCAUUCAACAACAACAACAAAAAGAAUGAAUCUGAAAAGAUGAAACUUGGACUGUCAACUUCAACUGGUUUAGUUUUAUCUGAAACAAAGGGUACUGAAGGUGCCGAAGAAGAGAAUGAUAAUCGUCCAUUAUUAUUGGAAAAUAAUAAUUCAUCUCCAAGAAGUGAUAAUAAUGGUGGUGGAGUUGUUGGUUUGGCUGUUGUCGAGAAUGCAGGAAAUACAAGUGGUAGUAACAAUGGUGAUACUGCUGGUAAUGGUGACCAAAAGAAAAAGAGAAUUGGUGGAUGGGACGGAAAGAGCAAGAGAAAUAUCAACAAGAGAUCUUUGAGAGUUGUUUUGAGACGACUCCAUUUCUCUUACAGUUUUGCUUUGUUCCUUUUGUUUGGUAUUUUGACAAUGGGUCUAUUUGUCAGUUUUGUCCAAAUCUUUGUAGACAUGCAAGCUGGUUUUGAUCUUGCCCUAUGCUCUCAUCGUUCAACUGACGCCCGUUUACUCCAUUUCUACGUAAGCAAGCUCUUGUCGCCACUAGAGUUUCAAGAUACUACCCAAGCCGAGAUUCACAACAUGACCAUUGACUUUCAACUCAAUCACCAGUCGCUCAUUGAUAUCCCACAGACUGAAGACAUUAUGGACGGUACCUAUGGAUGCUACCGUAUCAAUCAAUCAGAGUGUCGUCAACCUGGUGACCCAUACUACAAAGAUGUUAGUUAUGGUUUGGAUUGGACUAUCGAACAAAUGAUCCAACAUUCUCUCAAUCUGGCCUAUGAGGAGCGUGCUGAAGUCACUCCGACUAGUCCAGACUUGGUAUGGAUGGAAACACUCUAUCCAGACCUUACCGACGGUCUUGAUCGUGCUGCCUUUAGAUUCUUCCAAUACUGGCAGGAUAUCCAAACCAAGGCUCUCAACAUUAUUACUGCCAUCAUGUCUGUCUCCACCGUCCUCCUCGUUCUCAUCUAUGUCAUCCUCUUCCGUCCAUUCAUCAAUCGUCUCCGUGUUCAACAUAUUCACACCCUUGCCAUGCUUCGUCUUGCCCCUGAAGAUAUUCAAUUCAUGGAAGUUAGUGAUAAAAUUAUUGAUGAAGAUUAA